This is a messenger RNA of Eimeria necatrix, 3231 nucleotides long. RefSeq lists its product as hypothetical. Lineage: Eukaryota; Apicomplexa; Conoidasida; Eucoccidiorida; Eimeriidae. The record is from RefSeq and is a predicted model, not a curated record. The transcript has 17 exons. Bases 1 to 3231 code for a protein of 1076 amino acids.
AUGCCAGCCGCAGCAGCAGCAACAGCUGAAGUAGCGCCAUCAACAGCAGCAAGAGCAGCAGCAGCCAUUGCUGCUGCAGCUGCGGGUGGCGAAGAAAUGGCUGAAGCCGCAGCAACCUUAGGCCCCGCUGUCUCGAGCUGCAGCAGCAGCAGCACAGCAGCAGCGACAGCAGCAGAGGCAGCAGCAGCAACUGCAGCUGCAGCGGAAACAGCAGCUGCAGCAGACCCCGUUGUAGCGUUUCUGCUUGAUGACGAGCAGCAGCUGCAGCAGCACAUUCUGCUAUGCGACGAGUUGCUGCAGCAACUGCUGCUGAGCAGCAAACGGCGGCAGCAGCAGCAGCACAUAAAGCAGCAGCUGCUGCCGGACCUGCAGCAGCUGCAGCAGCAAGCCGAAGGCACUGUGGCUGCAGUGGAGCAGCAACUGCGGGCAGCAGCAGAGACAGCAGGAGCCAUCAGCCGGCCUAUUCAGCAGCUGCAGCAGCAGCAGCAGCUGCUGCAGCAAGCAGCAGACAUAGCGAAGCACAUAAACGCCAUUCACACGCAACAAACAAGGGCUGAUGCUGCGCUUGAAGAAGGCGACCUGCUGCUGGCUGCUACAUGCAUCAGCAGCUGUCUGUACACCCGAGAUGAGUUUGAGCGAAUAGACCAGCGCUACCAGCAGCAGCAGCAGCAGCAGCAGCAGCAAGCGGCAAAGGCAGCAGGUGGGGGCAUUUGCGGGGCGGAGGCCGCUGUGCUGCAGCGGCUGCAGCAGCAGCAGCAGCUGCUGCUGCAGCAGCUCAACAAGCGCCUCAGUGCCGUGGCUAAAAACCUCGUAACCACCGCGCUGCAGCAGCAGCAGCAGCAGCAGCAGCAGCAGAUGCACCGGCUGGACACUGACGUCAGCGCGGGGGAGAGCCCGCAGCAGCCGGACUCGCAGGAGCAGCAGCAGCAGCAGCAGCAGCAGCAGCAGCAGCAGCAGCAGUGGACGCAAGAGCUGCGUCUGCUGCUGCGCUGCUACUUUUUGCUGCGCAAAGCAGCAGCAGCAGUUUCGCGCCUUUGCCGCCUCGUGACUGACGCCCUCGCAGACACCUCUGCUGCUCACUUCAGGGUGCUGCUGCAGCCGCAGCAGGGAGGGAGUGGGAAGCUGCAUGCGGCGGUGCUGCACCAGCUUUACAAGAAUGUGUCAAAGGUAGCUUCAGUGCAGCAGGUGCUGCGCUCUGCGGUACUGGCGAUGGCAACGCAGUUCCCCGAAGAAAUGGAUGGGGAGGGCGCUGCUGCUGCUGCUGCAGCAGAUGCUGCCGCUGCUGCUUCUGCGGGGGCCCCUGCAGCAGCAGCAGCAGCAGCUUACUUCAUUGCAGCAAUAUCACAGGAGCUUGACGUGGAAGGCGUUAGGGUUUUAAAUCACUUUUUGGACUCCAAGCAGGACUACUUCACAUUUACCAAGGAGGGAGGAGGGAGAGAUCCUGAAACUCUUAGAGCUGCCCUCGGAAGUGCUGCUGCUGUUGCUUCCGACGCAGCAGGCGACAGCAAUAGCAGCAGCAGCAGCAGCAGCAACAGCAGCAGCAGCAGCAGCAACAGCAGCAGCAGCAACGGCAACAGCAGCAGCAAUAGCAGCAGCAGCCGCGCGCGUGGGGAGAGUAACGCUGUCGCCCAAAUGCUGACUCAGCAGCAGGUCAGCAACAGCAGCAUCAUGAGCAGCAGAGGUGCAGCAGCAGCAGCAGCAGCAGCAGCAGCACAGACAUUCGUCCGUCAGAUGGAGCAUCCGGCCCUGAUACAGAGGCGGGAGGAGCUGGUGGCGGAGUAUAUUGCACUGGAGCACGCGCUGAUGCUCUGGGCCGUGCGAGAGGCGCUGGAGGUUCAGGACGAGCUGCCGUUUGCUGCAGCAGCAGCAGCAGAAGCAGCAGCAGCAGCAGCGCGGCGCCCCCCGGAGAGCCCUGGGGGCCCCGCAGAAGCAGCAGCAGAAGAGCAGCAGCGAAUUGCAGCACUUAAGAAAGCAGAAGAAGAAGCUGCAGCAAGUGGGGAGUGUCUUUACAGCACAAUGAUGGAAGAUCUCUUCUUCGUGCUGCAGGCUUCCGUCUCGAGGGCCCUCAGGUCUGGCGACAGCCUGGCGCUGUGCGCGCUGGUGAAUCAUGUUGCUGCUGCGCUGCGCUGCGAAGUGCUGGCAGCGCUGCGGCAGUGCCUGGAGAGCAGCAAGGGGCCCUACGUGUUCUUUGUCCAGGACGAACACAGACUCAGCAGCUACUCUAUAGUCAAGGCCCUGGAGGCCAAAGCCGAAGGAAAGCCGCUGCCGCAGAAGCUCAGAGCUCGCCAUUGCUGGCCCGUGGCUGUCAACAAUGUGCAGCUUUGUUUGUCUUCGCUGGCGCACUUCAAGGCAGCUACAAAGAAUGCAAUGUUGCAGCAGCACCAGCAGCAGCAGCAGCAGCAGCAGCAGGACCCAGCAGCAGCAGCAGCAACUGAAGGAGAGGGAGAAGGCAAAUCGCCUCUCCUCAUCAUGCACUACACGCUUCAGGAGCUAGACGGAGCAGCAGAGGCGCUGCAGCAGCUGCACCACCGCUGCUGCUCCUUGACCCUCCGCUUCUUCCAGGUGUAUUGGCAGCACUGCUUUGAGCUGCUGAAGAAAUGCGACUUCGACAGAGACGCAGCACUGAUGGAAGAAGGGUCCUUGUUAGGGUGCGCGUGGCGGCUGAAGCUGCAGCGGCUGUUUGGCCUUUUAGCUGCGCAUUUCAGCCGCUGGUUUGACCUCAAGGGACAGGCCACGCUGUGUGACUUGCUGCUAGACCUCGUGGUGAAGAAUCUGGAAUCCGGGCUGCUGGAGAAGACCUACAGCGCGUCGGGGGGCAUUUUGGCCAACCAAGAAACCCGCAAUCUUUGCUUGGUGGUGCAGCGGCUGAGUUUGAGUCCUGCUGCUGGCAGCAGCAGCAGCAGGCUGCAGCAGCAGGAAGCUGCUGCUGCUGCUGCUGCUGCCAGUAGGUGCUCCUUCUUCGACGACUUUGAAGACGAAGAAGAGACCCUUGAUGGCGUAGAGAUUAACUACCCGGAGCCAGUGAGGUCCAAGUUCUGCCGCCUAUUUGAGAUAGGAGAACUUCUCAGCCUUCCCUCUCUUAACGAAGUCUCUGAGCUGCUGGGAGAGAUAGAGGGGGGACAAUCUCUACUCACUCUUGAGGAAAUUAAAACAGUGCUGCGGCUUCGGGUCGACUUUGGCGAAAAAGAGAUUGAAGAGACACUGCGCUCAGUAAAAGCUGCUGCCACGUGA